Messenger RNA from Uranotaenia lowii, 12318 nucleotides. RefSeq lists its product as uncharacterized. The transcript is spliced from 6 exons. Lineage: Eukaryota; Metazoa; Arthropoda; Insecta; Diptera; Culicidae. The record is from RefSeq and is a predicted model, not a curated record. The coding region runs from base 2252 to 2905 and encodes 217 amino acids.
AUCGGUCGAUUCGGUUCGGAAUGCACGGAAGUUUUUCCCGGUAGGUAGCUCGCGACUUCGUCCCACCGUAUUCGGCGUUCGGUUUUUGGUUUCGCACGUGGUCUGCUGCUGAUGAUGGCUGUUGUUGAUUUUUAAUAGGGUGUAAUCAAACUUGUGUUGGUGUCAUCGUCUGCUACAGGUUUCCGUUGGUGUUUGUGUUCUUUUCUGUAGUACUACGAUAUGCGGGUGCCGUGCGAAUCGGACGAUGUGUAACUAUUUGACUAGCGAUUAUUGCUUCCGUUCGUUGUUGUUGAUUCUGCCUAUUAUUGGAAGAUAGUGACGUCGUCGUUUCGAAGUUUAUCGUCGUCAUUGAGGCGUUUUGGUAGGAUGAUGUUCACAAUGGAGACAGCAUAGUCUACCGGUAGGCGCUUACGAUUAAGCAAAGGUGGCUUCCGUUCAUUACCAAUAGAGAAGGUGGGAAGCAAGCAGCAGACGGAUGUGGUUGGAGACUGCUCGGCAUUACAAAAACAGACCGGUCGGAACCGAGCUUGACUAGUUUCGUAUCAGCUCUCGGGCAGGUCGGACUAACGAUACACACUCGAAGCGGUUCGGGACGGACGAAUUUGCGUUCUUUUAUCGUCGCUGCAUACCUUCGGGCGUGAAGUGAAAAAGUGUUUCUCGUUUCAAGAGUGAAAUCUGUGAUGGACAGGAAGAAAAAUUACUGUUCCAAAAUACGGGAAAACCCUUCAAAUUAAAUCUCUUCCCGGCUCGGGUUCAAGUUGGCAAUAGAACAACAAGCAAAAAAUCGACUGCCUACCUAAAGGCGCUGGAUGAGUGAAUAGAUUACAUUUUUCCGUGAAUCUGUUGGGAGCAAAUUCUGUUGUAUUGUGUUUGUGUUCGGCUGUUUUCCCUCAGGGCAACUAGCGGAAUAAAAGAACCAAAGCUGAAGCUCAACGAUGGAAAAGGACCCCGAAAAAAGUACACAAACAGACACACAAAAAAAUACUUCGCCCGCCUAAAAGUAUGCCAUAAAUCAUAAUGUAAUAAAUUUGUAACAAAUUUCUUCGUUUAUUCGGCGCGUUUUCACCCGCCGGGUGGCAUUAAAUCAACAAGGAAGACCAACAUUUUUUUGCACCGAGUGAAGAAAUUUCUUGAAUACAAAUUCAGGCCUUCGUCGCUCCAAACGAGGGAGAAUAAAAAAGAGCUGAUGACCUUUCCCGGUCAGGAAUUCCUUACAGCAAGUCUGAAUGUAGGUCGUCAACAGUUCACACGCAGCAAAUUCGCAACCCCGGUGUCGCUUUUAUCUGGCGAAUGAUGCGCGUGUAAGCGCUUUAGCGCAAAACGGAAUAAUAGUUCGAGGGAAUAACCGUUUCCCCUAAUGUGAUUAAUGAUGUGCAAAAGUGAUUAGAAGGGAAAUUAGGCCUGGUGUUGCUGCUGCUGUUGCCUAACUUUUGGCGUUUUGUUUCCCCUAAAAGAGAACACGCGUUCAUGAGCCAAACACCGUUCUAUACAUGGCUAAAUGUGAUGAUACUAAAUGUGUGUUUGAUUGCCCCUUUAAGCACAAAUGAAAAAAAAAAAUAAGUGAAGGAAGAAGCCUCGGGCGGCAAUGUUGAAUAAGAUUAUUCUUGAUUAAAGAAGAGCAGAGCAGAAGAAUUCCGAAAGGAAAGGAAAAGUGACGUGAAAUUCAGGGUGUUGAAUUCAGUGGGAAAACUUCGCCUCGGUGAAAGUCAUUCGGAGAGCAAUCAAGGGAAGAUUCUUUCGGGAUGAGUUUUCCUUUUCCCUAGCUCGUUUUAUUCUUUAUGAUUGCCUACAUUCUGCGAGGGAAGAAAAAAGUAGAAAAAACGAAAGGAAGAUAUUGUUUCUUAUCAAGUGAGUCGGGGGUGGGGGUGAUUCGGUGAGAGAAAUCCUUCGUCAAUGUCACAUUUUCGGGGUCGGCCGACCGUCUCCGCUCCUAUAACCUAAUAGAAUAGUGUGUUUGGGUUGAUGCGAUGUGGAUUGACAUCGUAGCUGUGGAAAAGUGAAAUUAUUUGUGCGUUGUGAUAAGGCCUCAUCGUCGUCAUUGUUGUCGUCGACGUCUGCUAAAUUACAAUUUGGUUUUCGUGAAAAUGGAUCAAAUGAAUAACAAUUCAAGUUUUCAAAGCACAACGCCUUCAGGAAGAAUGGUCAACUAAAAGAACUUCCAAAGCAUCAACAACAACCAGCUCCAGCUAGGAAGACGAAGAUUGGCCGCCGCGCCCAAAACGGCUGACCCAACUUUGCUGCCGCCAGCCAGAUGGAUUUCAACAAACCCAACUCCAACACAAUCGCCACGAUAGACAAAGGCAAUCCGCCACUUCCGGCCAGUCUGCUGCAUCCGCCUGCCUCCCCCACCAAUGUCGGAUGCUGUGCGAUAGGGCGUCGUUCGCCGGCCAGGCCCCCCUCGGAGAUUUACUUCGAAAGUCGGGGCAAGUGCUGCAAGAAGCUGCUCCGAUACAACGGAUACCCGAAUAAGGUCCUCUUAUACCCAGAAGAAGGAUGGGCUCGUAGUGCAGCUUCCAGUUACUGGACAAUUUCACCCUGCCGGUGGAGGCGAAAUCGGUGCAUCGUCGAAGAAGUUGCUGGAUCAAGAAAACAAUCCACCCAAGGCAAAAUGAUCGUGGUCGAAGAUGGCGCUCUGCUCAUAGUGGGUACCUUCAAAAGGCGGGUCCCGGAUCCGGACUUCAAGCUGUACCUGUCUUCGAACAUCACCCUGGCCGAUUACAACAUGGGCUACUGUCUGACUGGGACCCUGGAACGCGGCGACCAGCGCUCGAAUCAAUUCCAGACGACCCACUUUGCCGUCAUUCGGCGUUGCUGGCCUUCGACGGAUCCGGAAGGAGGAAUUGGCGGUGGAGGAGCCAACGGUAAAACCCAACACACCUACAUCGAUUUCCUGUUCCAUCGAUGAUAGACGAUGACUGGCUGAUGGUUGGGGGGCAUAACACUAAGAAAAUACAAUAUACGUACUACCAGAAGAAGGUUUAGCUUCUGACAAACAUCUUACUAAUCGAAAUGUGAUCCGGUGUGAGCAGAAUUGAUGGCCAACGACGAGACGUUCCUGCGAAAGUACAUCAAUUUCGGAUCGGCUCAGAGGAAGGUACGAAAAUUUAUGACCGCUUUUAUUGAUUUUAUAUGUCACGCCUAGGUAAAUUGUCGAUUUGAGGGGGUGGGGUCCAACAUGGAGCAAACGAUAGGUCAUAACCGUAACCUAGUCAAUGUCAUAAAUCAAGGUCGACCCGAGCCUGAGAGUAGACGUAAAAUACCAGUCGUAUCGUUGGCGUUUUUUUUAUGAUUGUCAUACCGAAAACACACACAAAAUCAACACAUUAAUGAAAGUCAUUCCCGGAAUAAAAAUGACUCAUAAAAAACCAAAACAAGGUAACAAACAAGUAUUAUGUACAGUCUAAGUGAAACCAAUAAUAUAAACCAAAGGUAAACGAGGCAGAAUGAUUUUUAUAUUUGAUAGAUGAGAUCAAUCAAAAGUGAACAACAAAGAGCGAGAGAGAGAUAGAGGGAAAAAAAGUAAGCAAGCGAGAGAGAAGAAUGAAACGUAAAAGUAUUAAAAAAUCAAACAUAAAACUAUUGAACGAGGCAUAUUUUUGUAGUAAUCGUUUUGUAAAUAAACAAAGAAAAAAGCAUAGCUUCCAUCACAAUGAGUACAUUCUCAUGCACGCACAUAAACACACACACGUACUCCUGAACACACAAACACACUCACGCAUACGCAAGCUACACAUCCGUAUAAAGGCACAUGCGAACAGAGAUUAAUGCAUCCAUUUUAUUAUCGUCAUUUGGGUAAUUAAUGAUGUGAAAAUUGCGAUGGUAUUAUUAUUAUUGAUUUUUGACACAGAUACAGGUGUGGACUGCCACGGUUAUUAAAACAUCGUUUCAAGUGUUCGGUUAUGAUUUAUGAAUUGAUAAAUUGAAUUGAUACCUCUGUUAUUUUAUUUUUCUAGAAAAAGAGAGCCUACAAUCAUCCAGCCGGAAUUAGUUAUGAAAGAUUGAAAAACUUUUUCCUCAUUAAGAUUUCAAUGGCCUUCAUUAUCAUUUAUCUUUGAAAAUAUAUAAAUUGAGAUUGAUUUGUUUUAAAAUUGAUGAAACUAUUUUUUUAACAGAAAGUAGAGUAACUUUUCAACACUCUGAACUUAACUUCAAUAAAUGAUUCAAAUUACUGAAAAUAAGAUAUGACUUUUUCUAGGGUAUAGCAAAGCUCAGAAAAGUGGUCUUCACUGUAGACGAGAUUUCAAUGAAGGAGCUGGGGAAAAUAAAUAUCGCAAUUUACUCAGGAUUUGGUUCCAGUAAAAUCUGAAAAGUUAUCCGGAGGAUGGAAUGCAGGGUUGAAACAGGUAACAACAUCAAAAGAAUUGCUCAAAGAACUGGGCUGCCUAAAAAGGGUCUUGUAAAGGAUCAACCGACAAAAGACCAAGUAAAUUCCUUUUUUAGUUUGUAACCACAGGUGGUAAACCCCGGUUUACAAAUUGUAUUCCAAGACACGGCGAGCCACCUCGUCCCCCCAGUUUGCUAUUUUGGGUCCAUGGGUGCAAUUGGACGAAAUUCUCCCCCUUACGACUCUACGCCUGAACUCUCCUCUAACGACUUGAGAACCGACAUCUCCUCGCAAUGACUCGAGAUUCCCACACAAACCUCUCCUCUUCGCGACUUGAGGCCUGAUAUCUCCUCUAACGACUCGAGAUCUGACCCCUCCUCGCAUCGACUUGAGGCUACCUCUCCUCUGCACGAUUCAAGGCCCGAUCUCUCCUCUAACGACUUGAAAUCUGACCUCUCCUCGCAAUGACUCGAGGACCACUUGUACCCCUCCUCUUGUUGAUAAGGGGGCCUGAUCCCUCCUCUUACGACGGGUCGGGUCUCGCCUCUUCAUAAAGACUCGGGGUUGACCACACAAACCUCUCCACCUGAAGGUUUGAGGCCUGACCUCUCCUCUAACGACUCGAGGCCCGACCUCUUAUCUCAAGGGUUCGAGGUUUGCCAACUUGCCCGUCGUGUGCCUGAUCGAGAGCAGCUUAUCCUAGACUCGCGCCUGUCACGGCACACGCGCGGGACUUAACGCAACGACUCGGAUGGUUCCCGACGAAGAUGUCAUCCUACUCCGACUCGAAUGGCUCAUCCGGCGUCGAGAGCCACUCUACCCGUGGGUAUUCCCCGAACGUGGAAUAACCCUUUCCCAACGAUUUCCACUGCGAAGAAGGUCAAAUCUUAUCCCCACAGCUUCUGUCGUUAAACCGCCCUACUCAGAUACUCCCGGAAGGUGGAGGAUCCUACGCACGAACGCGGCGCACCCACGGCAUCCGCUACGCAGAAUGUAUUGUCUUAUCUUUGUAGCUUCAAACCGAGGGGUCGGACGCACUCUACUCCACAGCCCCCCGUCGAUGGGGUCAGUCUACUCCGACCGAUGUCCGGUCUUCUUUAUCCCCCUUGGCUGGCAACCCUAUGAUUUUUGGCCCGCGGAUUUUCCUGCCUGUUGUGUGCCAGAUCGAGAGCAGCUUGUCCUGGACUCGCACCUGUCACACACACGUACGGGACUUGGAACGCUACGACUCGGAUGUUUCCCGGUGACGACAUCCUACACCGACUCGAGAGGCUCGCCCGGCAUCGAGAGCCUCUCUACCCGUGGGUAUCCCCCGACAGUGGUUAACCCUCUUCUCUCGAGAUCCGCUACUAGGAAGGUAAAGUCUUAUCCCCGCAGUUUCCCUCUUAGGAAGCGGCACUACUCGGAUACCCCCCGACAUUGGGGUAUCCUACGCACGUUCGCGGCGCACCCCUGACCGCCGCUACGCAGCAGAUGUUGCCUUAUCUUUGUAGCUUCGAUCAAGGAAUCGGACGCACACUACUCAGAUGCUCCCCGUCGAUGGAGUCAUCCUACAAUGGGAAGACUCACGAUAUGCUUCGUGUAUACCGCAUACUCCCUAAACUCCACCUGGGGCCGCAUACUUAAAGCAUAGAUCACGCAAAAUUUGGACGCAUUAAAAAGGGUCUAACUUGGAGCUUUGUAAACGAAAUAAAAGUGUUUUGUAAUAAAAAUGUAGGGUUUUUAUUGCACUUCAAAGGAAAAAUAAGAAAAAAAUAUUUCGAUGUUGUUUUGAUGAAAUUUCGAUCUUUUCGUCUAGAACCACUCGUCAUAGUUUGGACACCCUAUUCCCUGACCUCAGCGGCCAUUUUGUAGUAGUAGUGAUACUUUGUGCUGUUUCUCCAGGCUCACUAUUACAAGCAAUAUACAUUCCGCCAAUCAUAAAUUGAAUCAAACGCUCUAUUGCAGUAGUGUUUCAUUGUAGCAUAUGCACACCUUUUGCCAACCAGGAUUGAUAAGUCUGUUCAUUCAUUUCAGCAUUCUAGCAUCUAUCUACCACAACCACCUUUAUACCUGUCGUGUGCCGAUCGAGAGCAGCUUAUCCUAGACCCGCUCAUGUCGCAGCACACCAGUUGGACAUCGAGUCCUCAUUGGGGGCUUCUCACCUCGUACCUUGGGCGUGUCUUUAUUUUCAUAGCAAUAGACAUCAUCCUCUAGUAAAACCGAGAUGGGAAUGACGUCCGCCACUACUCAGGCGGCUUUGGACGAGAUGGUCCGAUCUCCACUGAUAGCCCGCAGGUUCAUCAGCCGCUGAACGCUGCUAAGUCUCUACAGGUUACACUGUCUUCCCAGGGCCUACCUCCGGGCCGCCGCUUUGUACCGCGUGGCCAUUGCCGCUCUUUUACACACGUAGUCGACAUAACUCGUGAAACUGAGUCUGUCACCCCUAGGUACUUAAUUGCUCGUUUGGACACGAUAUCGCACGGUCCAACUGCAAUGGUACUUGUUUGGGGUGAGAUCAGGUUGGUUAUCAGCACCCUCUCGGUUUUGAGUUAGGCAAGACGCAGGCACUUGGAGUGCAUGCAGCUUUCCACUGCCUGGAUAGCUACUGUGGCAAGUAUACAGAUAUGCCGUAACCCUCAUUUGGGUGAGCGACGACGCAUUCGGUGUCCAACUGACGCUGUUGAAGGCGUUCUUCACGUCCAAAGUGACAACUGCGCAAAGCGGAAUCCUCUCUUCUUCGUUUGCCUGGCUCUGUCCGUUAUCUUAAUGACUGAGCGGAUGGCCUCUACUGUAUUGCGUCUACGUUGUCUUCAGAAAUCUGUUGGCUAGCAGCAGGAGUCAAACUAGUUAGAGUUCACAAGUGACGUUUUUCUUUUAGCGCCCGACUUUUCUAAAGAGGAAGAGGAAGUAUGCGCAACUUGAGUGAUUCAACCAGUGGGGAACUGGAUGCGCUCCAAGAACCUACAUACGUCCAGUUCACAACAAAACCUAGAUACUGCCAUCUUGGUUUCGUUAGAGAACAACGUUUAUUGCUACGCCCGCUGUAAGAAAAAAAAAAACAUCACUAAGACCUUGCCGGCUUACUGAGACAGCUUAGAGAACCGUAGAUCAAGGAACAGAAAGCAUGGAGUAAAUAUUCAAGAGUGUCGUUUCCUGUAAGCGAUAGGGAAGCACGUGCUUUGCCAAUCCAUCGGGUUGGAUGUAUGGGUGAACGUAAUUGCGCCUCUCGCUAUUACUUCUCCCAGCCAUUCAAUUGAUGCGGGACUCAAUUGAUAUGCUCUUAGCUUAUUUUCAACAUCUUUCAAUUUUCUUCUAUUAAGCAUCUGCUUUGUCUAUCCGUCAUUUAAUUUCAAUCUUUAAUUCUUCUAUCAAGAAUUUUCGUAGUAAAAAGUUCACCGCAACGCCAUUAAACUAUCAUAUAAUAAAACUUUCUUUGCGGUGGAUAUCAUAGGAAUGAAGAAAUUUCAUUAUUAGACUUUUGAUUUCGGGAGAGCUACUUGGUUUGAUAUAGGAUGACUUCAUGGUCGGAGAUCAUCCGAGUCGAAGCGUUAGUAGAUGAACUUCCUUUGAGGAUUUCUGGAGCAUGUGUUGUAACAGACCUGAGUCCAGGACAAGUGACGUUUGAAAUACAAACGACAAUCAGAAGAUUGGAUCUCGACACAUUUCGAAGAGAGGUCAGGCCUCGAAUCGUCAAGGAGAAAGGUAUAUACAAAUGUUUGCUAGAGGUAGCUUUGUUCAUGAUUAAGUAUUGCCGUUAAAGCACAAUUUAGUCGCAGUUUUCACCCAAGAUCGACGAACAUUAAAAAAAAAAUAAAGCCCAACGCCUCUAAAAAUCCGCCUAUUUUGCAAAUAUACAUCCUAGAAACCACCUAGCAAAUUUCGCAUUUAGCACUCCUUGGGGUCGAUAUUCCUAUACAACACUGCAUUUCGGACUUGCAAAGACGCCGGAAGUUUUUCAACGGGUGAUGCAAGACACAGUAGAUAAACGGUUGGUCGAAGGGUUUGUUCGAACAGCAAAUGCCAUACUCAAGAAAUGUGUAGGGCAAGCAUAACGUUAGUCGAUGAAGUACCUAGUUUCUUAGCCAUAUUCCGUACUGAUGCCGGAAGUCGCCGUUGGAAGUAAUCCUUGAUUUUCUAGUCAAUUGUAGGGUUAGCAGGGCCAGGUUUCCUACCGCGACUCGGGGAAUCUGCGAAAGUACACUGCUCUCCUUCUUUGCUCGACGUGGUUUGAGAUGCUCAGACACUCACUGCUUCUUCCUUAGCAAGUUUUCUGAUGGAAAGACCACUCACAGUGCUACAUUUGUGCACAAUCCGUUUUCUUCGCUUGGAAGUAAAGCCACGCAUUUUAAGAUUUCUUUGGAAAAAAUGACAAAAAAUGACAACGCAUACUUCACUUGGAUGUAAACAACAGUACGCAGAUAAAAUUGACAAUUCGACGGUUGUUUUAUAGUGGAUUUAUUACUAUUGGAAUAGUUUAUAGUGCUUUUUACGUUGCUAUGGGUGUACUUCAAUUUUGUGUAGACUUUACUGAGUAGCAGGCCCAAGAGUGAUGGCAAGGCCUACUACAUAUCCAUUUUUUAAAUAAAUAUCUUUACUGACUGGUUGAGAUUAUACUGCAGGUCGAAAAUGAUGCUAAUGGGUCUCAUUCAAAAGUACUUUAGCUGGUGUCGUCAAGUGUGAGAAAUUUCGGUUUGGAGUAAGGAAAAAUGUUUUAACGAAGUUGAUCCAAGGUUGCAGUAGUGAGUACGCGUCGAAGAUGAUGGCUUGACAAGCGUAAUCGUUGAAAAUACGAUGAGUCAAGGCUGUGUGAACUUUGCAGGGGAUUAAGCGCCCUCAGCAUACGACUUGCAAUGCAUGGUCUGAAAAUCAAGAAUCAAUCAAGCUGCUGCAGCUGUCCGGUAUUGAUCACAGUUGCAAAUUCAUUGUUGGCUUACUGUUUUGGCUGAUUCUAUUUUGGUUUAUAGGUAAGCUUAAACUUCGGCAUUCCGUGUAAAUUGAAGUCCACAUUCAAACCUGGAAGUUUUAAACAGAUCCGCUGAUAGAUUAGGUCCCGGUUUUGUUCAGCAAAAGAUUUACCCCUCAAUAGACUGCCCCAAAUUUGUAUGGAAACUUCAAAACCUGAGAAAUGUUUUGCGCUGCAGGUUUCAAUUGAUCCUAGGCCUAGUACAAGAUCUCAUGGAAAAUUUGGACUCAAUCGAGGCCCAAUCGAUGAAAAACUGGGUUUUCAUGUUUCUCCCCAACAAAAUGUCUCAGAAUCCCAGACAAACUUCAGACUCGUUGAGCGACCCCUUCCCAUGAUUCGAUCUGGCCCAAAUUUGGCAUGAUAACUUGUACUAGGCAUAGAAUUAAUUUUAGCCUGCAGCGCAUAAUUUUUUAAAAAGUCGGGUCAUUUGGGGCACCUUACUCCUCAAUCAAUUUUUAUGGGUUAAAGUUUGAAGUUCGAAAGGUCAUUCUUUGAGGCAAGACAUUACACAUUAGAUCUGAUUGUGUCAUACAAGAACCUAUCAUAAUCAUAAUCAUAAUUCAAAAAUCCGGGCAAUAUCCGGGUAAAUUUGGUUGAAAUCCGGGAAUUAUUCAACAAAGUCAAUAAGGGCACUUGAUUUUUUUCACAUUAAAACUCAUCAGCAGAUUUUGAAUCGUUUUUUAGGCUUCCAAAAAACCUGUCAUGCUAAUUUUUAUAAAACUUGCUCAAUAAAUUUCGUUUUUGACACAUAAAUAAAAAAAAUUACAACACAGUUUGUAUUUUGUUUGUUUGAUUUGGCAAACAAAAUGAAUAAAUCCGGGCGAAGUCCGGGUUUUCCAAUAAAAUCCGGGCAACCAGCCGAACCGGACUUUGCCCAAAUUAUGUAUGGAAUAUCUGGGCAAACUUGAAAAAAAACGGGGAAACUGGCAAGCUUAACCCAUCAUGAAUACUAGUAUACUAUUGCUUGUAUUAAUUUUUUUCAAUUUCAGAUUUCAGAACUGAACAGAUUUUGAAAACUAUCUUGAAAGGUAUAACUAAUUAUGUUUAAUAUGAUUAAUGCAUGAGAUUAAUUAUUUUUUUAAAUAAAAUUUGAACAAGAAAUUUGGAUCCAACCCUCGUUGGAGUGCUCAUGGCGAAUACAAUUCAAAAAAAUUAAGUUGUGAGGUUUUAAGGUAUAAUUUUUUCUCAUUCAGCAGGUAAGCAGCAAGUAAAAAGUAAUUUAUAACUUAUGCAUGAUUUUGUCAAUCAAUACAAGAAUGUUCUUCAUAAAUUUGGUGAAAAUGUUAAGUAACAUCGAUUAAAUUUCAAUGCAUUUUCCAACUCUUCAGUACAUCCAAACACUUACAAAUCAACAUUCCAAACAAUCAAGAAAAACACACAAACUUCAUUGAUGUUCACACUCAAACAUUCAUCCAAAUUCAAGAAAUUGUUUUUCAAAAAAAAAUCAACUCUCAUUGAGCUCCAAUUCGUAAGAAAAACGUCCCAUUUGAGGUCUCCAAAAACUUCAAAAGCACACUAGGUAGUAGUUUGAAAAUUGAAAAAGUGUGCUUAGAAAAAUCUAGAUUGGAGACCUCAAACAAUUGUAAAACUAAUUCGGAAUUGGGAUAGUCCAAUCAAAGGAAACAAAAACAAAAUAAAUGUCCUGCCAGUAUCUAACGUCCAUGAUGAUAGUUGUUUGUAGAAAACCUCUAGAACUUAAAGAAACCAGAACAAAAAAAAUCCCGUGGAAGUUCAAAGCUUCACAGGGUGUGUAGAAAAAAUUCGAUAAAUAAAAAACUCCAAAGUCAUUGCUACAAAAUUUUAGGAAACAAAAAACAAAGCCGCAAAAACCUAGUGUGAUUUUCUAACAGAUGUAAACAGAGAGAGAUUAUUUUUUACUGUGCAGCUUGUGAUCAAAAUUUUGUUUUUGUUAUAUUUUUAAACCUGAAAUAAUUGUUAGGCUGUAGUGUUUGUAAAAAACGGUAAAAGAAAAACAGGAAAUAGCUUCAAAUGCUUGCAGUAUUAGUGGUAGUGUUUCAGAAUCUAAUCUGGAUGAGAUAGUUUUCUCAAUAAAAUGUAUAAAUAGAAGCUCAGUUUUCAGGUGAAGAGCAAGCGUUAAAAUGAAAUGCCUGAAGAAAAAAAACAUCUUCGAAUAAAAACUGAUUUAGAUUUAAACUAGUGGAAAAAUUUUAGUAAGAGAGUCACCACCAAAAACCCAAGAGCAUCAUUACCAAAGAUUUAUAGAGAUAAAAAAAAGCGUAGUUUUUGUGUCUCAAACCAGAAAUCAGAAAGCAGCUUAAGCAGUAGUCAAACCAUAAAAAAUGCCUAUAGAAAAAAGCAAACAGUAAUCCUUCCGAAUACUUUCCUUCACCAGGAAUCGAAACCCUCUAACAAAAGUUAUUGCAUCUACCUUUAAAAAGACGACAAACAAGCUUAAAAACUAACAUUUGUGAAUAAAAUUUAAAACGCUGCUUCAAAUCAAAACAGAAAUCAACAAUAUUCCAUUUGAGGAAGACAAAAAUCUUCUGGCCGGUAGUGUAAAAAAAUGGCUGAAUCAACAAAUAAAAAGGAAAUGCAAGAAAUUGCUUAACGGAAGUGCUGCUAUAUUUGGACAGAAUUUUUUGUACCAUUCGUAGCAUUUGUACUUACUUUAUUCGGUGUCCCGAUAGAUAGUUGAAAACUGGUGCGUAAACAUUUUCGAGUAAAUGUAGAGAACAGGAAUCAGGAUUUUCAUCAAAAUUUUACAAAUAAGAAACUGUAGCAUUGGUCAAUUUAAAGUUGUAUGAAGAAAAAAAACUGGAUUUAGAGACAUUAUUUCAAAGUGAACAUGAAACAGCAAAUUAUAAACUAAACAAAUAGUGACAAACAAAAUAUGCAAUGCUUACAAAAUGCAAAGAACGAUUUGAAAACGUGAGAAUUAAUUCGCAAAUCGAUGUACCCGUAGAUAUAAAAGUAUAAAUAUAUAUAUUUAAAUGUAAGAUGCUGCUACAAAAUGCUGUAGUGAAUAUAAAUGAAAAUGAAAGCGCCGAUUUUUGAACAGGAAAAUCAAAAUAUAUGUUGUUAUAAUUAA